Herpailurus yagouaroundi (jaguarundi) is the source of this 2610-nucleotide messenger RNA. It is a transcript of the gene CNTF, whose product is annotated as ciliary neurotrophic factor. The record is from RefSeq and is a predicted model, not a curated record. Bases 1558 to 2160 code for a protein of 200 amino acids. Gene Ontology annotation, molecular function: growth factor activity; ciliary neurotrophic factor receptor binding; cytokine activity. Gene Ontology annotation, biological process: astrocyte activation; positive regulation of tyrosine phosphorylation of STAT protein; ciliary neurotrophic factor-mediated signaling pathway. Gene Ontology annotation, cellular component: axon. The transcript is spliced from 2 exons. Lineage: Eukaryota; Metazoa; Chordata; Mammalia; Carnivora; Felidae.
UGAUCAUCUGGCAAACUUGGAAAUCCCUCCCAUGUUUUGGCAGACUUGUAGAAAAGGUGGCCUUAUUAGUCUAGUAGAGAGAACGUUAAGGAUGCUGUGAAGUUUAUGUUAGUCUGAUAAGUGACAAAACCUUGGUGGCAUUCAGUAUCGGUGCUUUUUCAGAAAACUCCGUGUCCACGCAAGUACUAACUUAAAGAACUAGAAUCCUCCUACAUUCUUAAAAGGCCUACUGUGACAGCACCCACUUCUCACUUUUCUCCCUUCUUACUCUCGCUUAUUGUUUACUUAUGGAAGUUUGCACCUGAGGUGUGGGUUUCAGUGUAGAGGCAACGUCUAUGCUAUGAAACAGUGGGAGCUAAUUGAUUGAUUCAGGGAUGACACUUGCAGCUCUUGGGUCAGUAAGUAUCAUCCUCUAACCUACGGAGUUAAAUGCAAUAGAAGAACAACUCUGCACAUGCUGUUAAACUCUUUUGCCCUCAUUUCAAAGCCCAGCUCAUUCUCUUAUCUUGUUGAGAAGCAGUGUGGUGUGACUGGGCUAAGGAAGAAAAAGAAAAGCAUGUUGUCACUUGAGACUGCCUUAGAAAUGUUACCCGGUCAGGGUUGGGUGUUUCCUGUCCUUUGGAAGAAAACAGGCCUAAACAGUACCUUCCUCAUCCUGUAGCUAUGAGGAAGGCACCAUGAUCGAGGUUAGAGAUGCUUACUUUGCUGAUUUUUUAGUGUAAAUUAAACUAACUUUAGAUACAUAAUGAAGUGAUACAAAUGAAAAGAUGCUGCAUUUUUAAGGGACCUGUUUCACAUAAACUUUGUUUCUUAACAAAUGUGAAAAACCUAAAGAAUGAAAUUGGAAAGUCAAUGAGAGAAACAGCUCUAAAAUCAGAGACCUAUAUUGAAAUUUUGUGCCUGCUUCCUGGGUUUUGUGUACAUUAUUUACUUUCUUUAAGCCUCAAUUUCGUAUGUAAAAUGGGGAAAUUAAUAUUUAUCUCAUAGAAUUAUUCCAUAGGUCGAAUAAAGGCUUUAAAGCCUUUAGCACAGUGUCUGGUCCAGAGUAGCUGCUUAAUCAGUGGCGGUUGUAUUUAUAGUAAUAACUUAAUAUUCUUGAACACUUUACCAGGCCAAAAAAAGGAAAGAAAGAGGAGGACAUGGGGAAUACAAAGGAGGGUAAUAAUAAAAUUAAAUGAUUAUAUGUAUAUAAUACAGAUCACAUUAGGCAGGGGUGUCAUGAGGAUUAGUGUGAUAGUGACCUUGUUGCUAAGUGCAAAAGCAAAACAAUGACAUAAAAACAAGUAGGCUAGGCACUGAGUGGAGGAGAGAGAUGGAGGCAGACACUGCAGGAAAAAAAGCUGAUUAAAAAGGGGCCUUUGAUUCCACAGGCACAAAAAUCCACAGCCAGGAAUUUGCUGCCACCUCUGAGUCAGGCAGGGGGUGGGGGUGGGGUGCACAAUCCCAUUAGUACAGAAUGCCCAGUGGAUUUAGUCUGAGAGUCACAUUUCUUAUUUGGACCAGUGUAGACAGAAGCAAACCCAGCUCACUUGUUUCCUGGGACAUUUGAGUUAGGGGAUGGCUUUCGCAGAGCACUCAUCGCUGACCCCUCACCGCCGGGACCUCUGUAGCCGCUCUAUCUGGCUAGCAAGGAAGAUUCGUUCAGAUCUGACUGCUCUUAUGGAAUCUUAUAUGAAGCAUCAGGGCCUGAACGAGAACAUAAACCUGGACUCUGUGGAUGGUGUGCCAGUGGCAAGCACUGAUCGAUGGAGUGAGCUGACUGAGGCAGAACGACUCCAAGACAACCUCCAAGCUUAUCGUGCCUUCCAUGUUAUGUUGGCCAGGCUUUUAGAAGACCAACAGGUACAUUUUACUCCAGCUGAAGGGGACUUCCAUCAAGCAAUACAUACCCUUCUACUCCAAGUUGCUGCCUUUGCUUACCAACUGGAGGAAUUAAUGAUGCUCCUGGAACACAAGAUCCCCCCCAAUGAGGCUGAUGGGAUGCCUACCGUUGUUGGAGAUGGUGGUCUCUUUGAGAAGAAGCUGUGGGGCCUGAAGGUGUUGCGAGAGCUUUCACAGUGGACGGUUAGAUCCAUUCGUGACCUUCGAGUCAUUUCUUCUCAUCAGACUGGGAUUCCAGCACACGGGAGCCAUUAUAUUACUAAUGACAAGAAAAUAUAGCAGUUUUCCCUCUUCUCUCCCCCUUCCUUUUCUAGUGGAAUAUACACAGUUCCCUGAGGCCUCACUUUCCCAUUCUUAAGUUUUGAAAGUUUUCUAACCUUUUAAGACCACAGGCAUUUUCAUCAAGUAUGGUUGGAGACAUGGACAAAUGGGCAUAAGGUUUAUUGUGGAGAGAGAGAGAGAGAGAGAGAGAGAGUGUGUGUGUGUGUGUGUGUGUGUUUUGGACCAUAAGGGAGUGGGGACAAGGGCAACAUCCUUCCACUUUAGUGCUCUAACCUUUUCUACCCACUAAGUUAACCUUACAAGUAUUUAACAGUCUCACAGGAUAAAUGUAUGUUUAACUUUAGUCCUAGAUGACUUUUCUGAGAAGACUGAAACAGUGAAUGAAAAAUCAUGGACUGUACUAGCCAAUUCAAACUCACAGAUAAUAAAAAUAGUAACUAACGUUUA